Molecule: messenger RNA, 2855 nt
Organism: Pyrus x bretschneideri (Chinese white pear)
Lineage: Eukaryota; Viridiplantae; Streptophyta; Magnoliopsida; Rosales; Rosaceae
Product: protein NETWORKED 2A
Molecular function (GO): actin binding
Source: RefSeq, a predicted model, not a curated record
AUGGAGGAAAAGGUUCAUAAUACAUUGAAAAUCAUUGAUGAUGAUGGGGACUCCUUUGCAAAGAGGGCAGAAAUGUAUUACAGGAAGAGGCCGGAGCUAGUUGUCUUUGUCGAAGAAUCUUUUCGCGCCUACCGAGCGUUAGCAGAGCGAUACGAUCACUUGUCAAGAGAUAUGCAGAGUGCGAACCGCACCAUUGCCACAGUUUUUCCGGAGCGAGUUCAGUAUGCAAUGGAGGACGAGGAUGAUGAGAUUGCUUCUCAAACAUCAACUUCUUCGGACGUUCUUAACAAAGUGUCACCGAAUGCAUCCAAAAACAUUCCAAAAGUCCCCAAAGCCCCCAAAGAUUUCAGGAGCAAAUCCAUGUUAUCAAGGAAGGGCAUGCUUAAGCGAAAUACAAGCUCUGCUAAAGCUACCCUAGCUGUUACUUUGAGGUCUGGGCUGACCAAAGAUGAGGCGUUGGAAGAAAUCGAUAAGCUUCAGAAGGAUAUUUUGGCACUGCAGACAGAAAAAGAGUUUGUGAAGAUCUUGUUUGAACGCGGAUAUGACAGGUACUGGGAGUUUGAAAACCAGAUCACUGAUAUGCAAAAAAGAGUUUGCAACUUGCAAGAUGAGUAUGGAAUUGGCACUGUUAUCGAAGACAAUGAAGCUCGAACGUUGAUGGCUGCCACAUCUUUGAAAUCAUGCAAAGACAGCUUGACAAAGAUGCAAGAGAAGAAAGAGAGAUCAGAAGAAGACGCGAGAGCUGAGAGCCAAAGGGUUAGAGAAGUCUGCACCAAGUUUGAGAGCCUCAGAAAUGAAUUCCGUUUGAAACACGCAGAUUGGAGCGAUACAGAUGAGUACGAGUAUGAGAACAUUGACGUAGAGUCAUUGAGUCUAGACCAAGAGAGACAUGAUGAUCAGGACUCAUUGCAGUCUAAGGUUCUGGAACAGCUUGAUACGAAUUCAAAUACCUCAAUUUCUAUGGCAGAACUGGCAGAAAAAAUUGAUGGACUUGUGAACAAGAUUGUGAAUCUGGAAACUGCAGUCACUUCUCAGAAUGCUCUAGUAAAUAGAUUAAAAUUAGAAACCGAUGAGCUUCAGGCGCACAGCUCGGAACUUGGAAGAGGAAAAGAGACUUUGAUGGAAAAUGCGGACAAGAUGAGCAAACGGCUAAAGGAAUUAGAGGAGGAGUUACGAAGAAUUAGAAAUUUAAACAGAAGUGUGGAAGACCAGAAUAAAAACCUCCAAGCACAUUUCACAGAAGCUAGCUGUAACCUUGACCAUCUGUCUGGAAAACUGAAUAGUGUGAAGCACGAAGAUGAGGAUGAGAAUGUUGGCCUGUUCCAGGAUGUGAAAGCAGUUGAUGCCAAACCCGAAAAAGAGAUUGAAGAAGAUUCAGAAAAGUCGGUUCUUGAUGAUGAUUCAGUGGUCUUGGAAGACAAAGUGACAGACGGUGAAGUUCAGAAAGAGGAUGUUACGAUUCUUGAAACUUCUGUCAAGGCAGAAGAUGACGAAGAAAAGCAAUCAGACCAACCAAUGCCUCAGGAACAACAAGAGAGACAAGAUUUGGCUGAGGUUGUUGAUCCACAAGAGUUGGAAUUGGAAAAGGAAGACCAGCCAAACUGGAGACAUCUGUUCCUGAAAGGGUUAGAGGAUAGAGAAAAGGUUCUUCUGGAGGAGUAUACUUCAAUUCUCCAUGAUUACAAGGAUGCAAGAAGGAAGCUUAGCGACGUGGAGAAGAAAAACCGGGAUAACAUCUUCGAUUUAGCAAUGGAGAUUAGGGAAUUAAGGGGUGUAGUUGCCUCCAAGGACAAAGAGAUUAAACUUUUGAAGCAAAAAGUCAGCUCCCCAGAAACAAAUCCGGAUGACAGUCCUGCGACAGUAUAUAAAUAUCCAACUCGGGAAGGCCCUCUCGAGAGUCCAACCAAAGUUGUUGCAUGCCCAUACUCAACUGUUGCAUCACUAAAUUUGGACAAAGAGAUGAUUUCCAAUUACCUUGGUGAACAAGGAACAGAGAAAUUUGAGGACUCGUCAGGAAACUCAAAGGUCUCGCCGAGAAAGGAGGAGGAAAGAAUAAUGAGGAGAAAAACCACUGUUAGACCUCAUUCUGUUUCAGCAAUCGAAGGAAGGUUCCGUUCAGACAUUGAUGAGUUACUGGAAGAGAAUUUAGAAUUCUGGUUGAGGUUUAGUACCUCGGUUCACCAGAUACAAAAAUUUCAUACUUCGAUACAGGAUUUACAGUCUGAGCUAUUGAAACUAAAGAACAAAAAGAAGCAUGAUGGACAAGCUCUACAAUCGGAUGCCAGACCAAUAUAUCGACACCUAAGAGAGAUACAAACGGAACUGUCAUUAUGGUUGGAACACAAUGCAGUACUGAAAGAUGACUUGCAAGGUAGAUUCUUAUCCUUGUGCCACAUUCAAGACGAGAUAUCGAGACUCUCUAAUUUAGGCUCAGAAGGGGAAAAAAUGAAGCUCAUAAGCAAAUAUCAAGCGGCAAAGUUUCAAGGCGAGGUUCUCAACAUGAAGCAGGAGAAUAAUAAGGUUGCAGAUGAAUUGCAGGCAGGUCUUAGUCGAGUUAAAGGACUUAAGGUUGAGGUCGAGAAGACUCUAGCAAGACUAGAUGGGGAACUUGGGAUUUCAGUAUCAAAAAGCAUUAAUAAUCCCCAAUGCUCAACGAGCAAGGCUCGUAUUCUGCGGUCUUUCUUGUUCGGGAUUAAGCUGAGAAGGAAAAAGCAAUCAAUCUUCUCAUGUGUUAGCCCGGCAUUACAGAAACAACACACUGAUCUUGCAGCAGCUACACCGCCACUAGAACAACCUAUGUAGAUGAUUUUAGUUUUAAUGUCAUCAAGAAUCAUUGUACACAGGAACCAGAGAGA